AUGGUUGCUGUAAAUAUAUACCUCAGGUCAAUCUCGAAGAUUGAUGAUGUAAAUAUGGAAUAUAGUGCUCAAUUUACUUUCCGUGAAGAAUGGCAUGAUGAGAGGCUAUCAUUUCAGAAACUUCAAAAUGCUACUUCUGAGGUUACGUUAUACAUUUUGCAUGACAUAAACAUAUCUGUAAUAGUACCAAAUUUUGUGAUUCUUACUGUAAGCGAAACGCCAGAUUCUUCACAGCAAAUUUGGAUGCCGGAUACAUUUUUCCAAAAUGAGAAAGAGGCUCGUAGGCAUUUGAUUGAUAAACCAAAUGUACUAAUUCGUAUUCAUGCUGAUGGACGUAUCCUUUACAGUGUUCGUCUUUCAUUGGUUUUAUCAUGCCCAAUGUCACUUGAAUAUUAUCCACUCGAUUUUCAACAAUGUUAUAUUGACUUAGCCAGUUAUGCAUAUACAACAACAGAUAUUGUUUAUGAUUGGAAGGCAGAAAUGCCAAUCCAAAUAAAGGAUGGCUUGAACAGAAGUCUUCCAAGUUUUCAACUGGAAGAAGUAAAAACAAAUUAUUGUACAAGUCAUACAGCAACAGGUUUAUUUUAA
Enterobius vermicularis (human pinworm) is the source of this 588-nucleotide messenger RNA. The record is from the annotation of a GenBank genome assembly. NCBI's taxonomy places the organism in Eukaryota, Metazoa, Nematoda, Chromadorea, Rhabditida, Oxyuridae.